AUGUUCGAGUGCAUCGCCGGUGAGCACAACGAUUGGCGCAAGCACAUGACCGGGCUGAAGACUCUCAUGAGCGUCGUCCCGCCGCAAGAGCAUCGCCGGUCUGCGGAACAGGCCGGCUGGAUCCUCUCACGACACAUUCGUGUACCAUUUGGACUUUGGAACGGACUCGUGAACCUCGACACGCAUGCUACCGAACAAACCCUCUCCACGGAUGCAGUCGACGAUCUUCGCCUGGAAACAGACAUGCUUCACAUCUACGGCCGCGUACCAGAGAUACUUCAGCAUGGAGAAUCUGUCCGCCAAUUAGGCCGCAAGGCGAAAGCUGACGUUGUUGCGAACGUUCUUGAAGAGCUGGUAGCAGCCAGCGCCGUCCUGCACAAAGCUUUUGGGUACAUGUACUAUUGCGACUCGAUCUCUCCUUAUCGAACGGCACCCACCGACUGUUUCACGGGCUCUCUGACCAGAAUGCAGACCGAUCAGUCUGUUUUCCCCCACGCGCAUUCUUUUGAGGACACCUUCACCGCCAUGCAGCACGUCUACUACUGGAUGUGUCUCCUGGCGCUGCAGAUAAUGCACUUGGAUAUCAGAGCCGCUGUGGGCAAGAAGGCGUAUCCUUUCGAAUAUGACUUCUGCGGCCUGGGCAUCGACACACAGACACGAGUUGCAGACGACUGCGCGGACAAUCUGUGCAUGUCAUUGCCUUACAUGUCGCUACCCACUCAAGGAUUCAUCGGGUUGAUGUGCUGCGCGGCGCCAAUCGAAUUGGCUGCCAAAUGGUAUGCUAGAAAGGGAAACGUAUCCAAACUUAAAUGGUGCCGAGGAGCAGCGGAUGCUCUGAAAUCACGCGGAUUCAUAGAGAUACAUACUGGAUGA
Zasmidium cellare ATCC 36951 is the source of this 873-nucleotide messenger RNA. RefSeq lists its product as uncharacterized. The coding region runs from base 1 to 873 and encodes 290 amino acids. The record is from RefSeq and is a predicted model, not a curated record. The transcript has a single exon. Lineage: Eukaryota; Fungi; Ascomycota; Dothideomycetes; Mycosphaerellales; Mycosphaerellaceae.